UGAAAGUGUUUUGUCAUAGCGAAAUAGUUAUUAAAAAAUACAAAAAAAAAAAACAAAAUAUGAAAUAUCCGACAAUAAUUUUAUUCGCGCUCGCCGCAUUCGUUUUGCCAACUUUUGCCACAAAUGACUACCUUUGGGGCGAAAUCGGUGACAACGAUUACAAAUUGGCCAAGGAUACCGUUUCCAAGGCGUUUUUCGUUGGACUUGUGCAGACCAAGAAAUACGUAUUCAAGCAGUCGAACAACCUGAACGCGCUGACCAUUACGGCCAUUAAGAUUACCGACAAAAAGAAGAGCCACGGAGCAACUGCUGUACUGGUCAGCGGAGGUCCUGGAUCCAAAGGAGCCACUAUUCAGUUCACUUCCGAGCGGGGUUACGGCAUCAAGGAUACUGUGGAAAUAUGGGGUCGUUAAAUACCCUUAAAAAUACCCUUAAAUACCCUACAUAAAUAACGCAACGCAAUGAAAAACUAAA
Molecule: messenger RNA, 474 nt
Organism: Drosophila erecta
Lineage: Eukaryota; Metazoa; Arthropoda; Insecta; Diptera; Drosophilidae
Exons: 2
Coding region: 60-413 (117 amino acids)
Source: RefSeq, a predicted model, not a curated record